CUUUGUGGAUCUUCCUGCUGUUCGCUGCUGGAGGUUUGGUUCUCUUCUUCCACCAGCAGGAUCUGUCUGAAACAGUCCAGCAACAAGGGCCAGGUGUAAAGCUUGCAAGCACUCCACGGCAGUCUAGAGAGACCCUUUCUACUCAGGACAAAGAUGGAGGAAAAUCCGACACCACCUUGGACCAUCUGGCAGAAGAAGGAAACUGGUCCAGUCCGAUUCCUCCCAUGCAGUUUCCAAAUUUUGAGAGGAGUAAACAGUCUGUCACCAUCGGAUCCACUAAUCAGCAAACUGUUUCCCUUCACAUCACCAAAAUAAACCACAAAAUGUUAAAAACAAGUACCCUGAUCCAUCACACCACCAACGUUUCUCCCUCUCCUUCAACCUCGUCCUCUUCAUCCUCAGCUCUUUUCACCUCAGGCUCUUUUUCCCUUGAGAGCUGGAGGAAACUCUCCAGCAACUUAGAAGCACGCAGACAACUAAUGAAGAACAUGUGUGCCAAGUAUAAAAGCAGCAUUUCCAAGACCAUUACACGUGAUCAUGUGAAACAAAUUUAUGUGGAGGAUAAAUACAAGUUGCUGUACUGUGAGGUGCCUAAGGCAGGUUGUUCCAACUGGAAGAGGACCCUGAUGGUCCUAGCGGGCCAGGCCUCUAAUGCCCGCAGCAUCACACAUGACACAGUCCACUACAACAACCAUCUAAACAGGCUAGACAGCUUUGAUCACAAGGAGAUCAUGCACCGUCUGCAAACCUACACAAAAGUCGUGUUUGUCCGAGAACCUUUGGAGAGGCUGGUGUCUGCUUACAGGGAUAAGUUUGAGAAUCCCAACAACCACUACCACAACCUGUUUGGGAAGCCCAUCAUCUCCAAGUACAGAGUUAACCCUUCCCAAGAGGCCCUUAGGACAGGCAACGGUGUCACAUUCAAGGAGUUUGUCCAGUAUUUGCUGGAUGUCCACCGUCCUGUGGGUAUGGACAUCCACUGGGAGCUGGCCAAUCAGCUCUGCCACCCGUGUCUCAUAGACUACGACUUCAUAGGCAAGUUUGAGAACAUGGAGGAGGAGUCCAACCUCUUUCUGCGAAUCACUGGGGCUCCAAGGAACCUCACACUGCCAAGUUUUAAGGAUAGAAACCCAAAAGACAAGAAGACCUCCAGUCAGAUCACAGAGAAAUAUUUCACACAGGUCAGCAAAGGCCAGAGACAGCGAGUCUAUGACUUUUAUUACAUGGACUAUCUGAUGUUUAAUUACUCUAAGCCUUUUAAAGAUAUAUAUUGAAUGACUCCUGUCAAGAGUCUCCUCCAAUCACAGUCACAUUCCACAACAUCUACAUCUCUAUCAUUGUAAUAAUGCAACCACUAUUAAAAAAAAAAAAAAAAAAAAAAAAAAUCACACUCGCUGAAUCUUUGCAUCUCUGCAAAAAGAUCAGAUAAACCAAACUUCCUCUGACUUUAACAAAAGCUGCUUAUCAUUAAUCAUUUUAUAGACUAUCUCAACUAUUACGUAAUUAUAAAGAAAAAAAGGUUUGUGUGGUAUUACGUACUCUAAAUUGUCCAAAUGAAAUGUGUGUAUUCACUACUAGUUCCUGGUUGGGGUAUAAAUUCUAAAACUAUACAUUUUAUGCCUAUAAAUAAAGUGUAUUAUUGUUCAGCAGGCUUUAAAUUAUACCUAACUGUGAGUCAAAUAGCAUUUGCAAAAGCUUUAUAUGGGUUGACAGGGUGGUGAUGGUUUCUGUGUACUUACGUUAGUGAAUUUCUCUUUUCCAAUCAAUAUCUGAACUAUUAUUGUUUUGUUAGCCACCAGCAAUUACUGUUUUACAUAGGUCAUAAUUUAAAAAAAAAAAAAUUACAACACAGAUUAGUUUAAUUCUAUGUUUAGAGGAGUGAUACCUCUGCAUUUAGGAAGAAACUGUCUUUAUUAACCAUCACUAUCCACCCACUAUGUUCUACAGUUUAUUAAAAUUAACCCUUCACAUUUAAUAAAUUAUACAUUUAAACUGGAAAUAUUUGCUCUUUCUAUUUGACUCAAAACAAGUUAGGUGUCAGUAUACCUCUAUGUAUAAAUGCGUACUAAUACAGAUACUUUGUGUCAGUGGUUUACUAAGCUGCUUACUAUGCUUACAGAGCAUAAACCUUAAUAUAAUGAAACCGUAUAAAUAGUAUAGAUCUUUAAAAUGUGUCAAGUGCUGCCCACCUAAAAGCUCUUUACUCCUACUUGUAGCAUUUUUGUUUUCUUAACUCUGUCACUUUAUGCUUCACACUAACGUCAGUUCUCAUUACAGAUGUUUAUGUGGGUGUUGUUAAAUGACAUCCAGAUACUUGCAGGGUACAGAGUGUUGCAGACAAUAUCGAAUGAAACAGAUGACAUCCGAUGAUGGUAUAUAAAACACAAAGCAGAUGUUCAGAUAAAAACGAACAGUUUGGACAUUUGAUCAGGACUGAGGAGAAAAGAGGAACCUGUAAUCACAUACAAAUCUCACACUAGCACAGUGACAUUGUACCCUCUGUAUGUAUCCCAUCUAUUCUACACUAUUACCUUUUUUCAGACACUACUGUGUAAAACUGUACAAUGGGCAUUCAAAUGAAUAUAUAUUUUUCUAUGUAUUUCUAAAGUAUAUAUAUAUAUAUAUAUAUAUUCAGUGCUUCUUGGUGAAGUUAUGUUUAUCUCCUUUUAGAUGUCAUAGGUUUUACCUUAGGAAACACCAGUGUCAUGACUGUCUUGUAACUAAAGAGUUUCUUUCCAAAACAAAAAAUAUCCACCAGCAGAAAAUUACAAGUCGACCUCUCAAGGAAGUACAUGACUGCACAAACUAAGGUAAAAUAAAAAGUGUAGAAGAUGACUAAGUUUGGCUGCUGAAUUGAAUGAAUUGAAUUGAGAACACUUGGUGCUUUGAAGUUAGUUAGUUUUUUUUUUUGUUUUGUUUUGUUUUUUUUAAAGAAAAUGGAUAUGUGGGAUUUUGGAAAUUAGCUCUUUAAUUACUUGUCCCUGAUCUGUUUGGUCUCUUACUAGGAUAAUAGACCCUGUACAGAUGAGCUGCAUUCAACCUUGUUACAUAUCCUAGCUAAUGACAUUUGUACCCACAGCAACUCCACAGUCUGUGUGUAUGUGUGAGUGCGUGUGCAUGUCUGUGUGGUACUGAAUACGCUGUUAAGAUGCAUUACAGCGUUUUCCAUGCAUCCCUUGGAAACAUAAAUACACACAUCACUAGAAGACACACUUUGCAGGUAUGAUUUCCCGUGUGUAACUUUAUAACACUGCUAUAUACAGUAUAUAUUUCCAAUGCAACAUUCAGCUGGCACGAAAAUCAUGAACCCUUUUCUUUUCUUAAAUACUAAUAAAUGUAGUUUAGGCAAGAAAACAGUUUGCUUGAGUGGAGAUCAAAUAGAACCAAUUAACUCACACACAUUAUAAGAUACCCCCCCCCCACAAAAAAAAAACUGUAUAAAUAUUUAAUUUGAGAUUAAAAGAAAGAAAGAAACAGAGAAGAUUCCAUCUGACUGAUUAGUCUGAUUGUCCAAUUAUAAAGGUCAUUUAGAGUAAGUAUAUGAAGCCAAGGUUUCUUUAAAAUACUAAUAUUGAAUAUUUCUUCAUUUACAGUUUUAUCAUGCUGUACAAGGCUAAAACUAAAAAGCAGGAAAAAAAUGAUGAGGACAAAAACACCAAAAUUACAGAUAAAUGAAUGAAAAUGAGGCUAAAUCCACAAAUAGAAACCCUAGACAAACUAAAUUCAUCGUAAAGUGGAGACAAGACAACAAAUUUUAUGUUUUUGAUGCCAGUGAAUUUGUUAGUUGUAAACACGACUGGUAUCUUUUAGAGUGGAAUUCAUCUAUAUGGGUUUUUACAGCUCACUGGGAAUGUAUUUUAUGUACCAAAAUACUUCAUAUAGACAUGUAUUUGCCCCUAUUUGUGUUAUUUAAAUCUAUUAACACUAUAAUCCACCUUUCCAAAUACAGACCAAUUAUUUUGUUGGUAUUAACCUACGUGGUGCGUUGGCUUUUGCAGUGAAAUCUAAUCUUUGUUUUGGAUGUGGGCAAAUUCUAAAGGUAUCACUAAUCCAUGGGGCAAAACAAAUAUUGUGUUUUGAUAAGUUUUCUUGGCAAGUGGGUGUAGGGACAGAUUUUUUAAAAACACAAUUACAGUAACAAGUGAAUGUAUAACUGUUUAUCGUUGGUGCAAAAGUGUAUAAAAUAUUAUCCUAAGCCAUUUGCCUUAUUUUACACUGCCAAUCAAAUGGUGUUUUUCAGGAAGACAUUCUUCUGGAUGAUGGGUGUCUACUAAUAAACUAUCUUCAGCA
Molecule: messenger RNA, 4290 nt
Organism: Sphaeramia orbicularis (orbiculate cardinalfish)
Lineage: Eukaryota; Metazoa; Chordata; Actinopteri; Kurtiformes; Apogonidae
Gene: chst8
Product: carbohydrate (N-acetylgalactosamine 4-0) sulfotransferase 8
Exons: 3
Coding region: 225-1274 (349 amino acids)
Biological process (GO): carbohydrate biosynthetic process; proteoglycan biosynthetic process
Cellular component (GO): membrane
Molecular function (GO): sulfotransferase activity
Source: RefSeq, a predicted model, not a curated record